Yarrowia lipolytica CLIB122 is the source of this 1734-nucleotide messenger RNA. RefSeq lists its product as uncharacterized. Gene Ontology annotation, biological process: transmembrane transport; phosphate ion transport. The record is from RefSeq and is a predicted model, not a curated record. Lineage: Eukaryota; Fungi; Ascomycota; Dipodascomycetes; Dipodascales. Gene Ontology annotation, molecular function: phosphate transmembrane transporter activity. Gene Ontology annotation, cellular component: membrane.
AUGGCCGAUAACAACGUGACCGAAGGUGGAAACGCCGCCUUCCACAACUAUGUCAACGACUUUGCUCACAUUGAGGACCCCAACGAGCGACGACGACUCGCCCUGGAGAAGAUUGACAACGCCAGCUUCGGCUGGGAGCACAUUCGAGCCAUCACCGUCGCCGGUGUUGGUUUCAUGACUGAUGCCUACGAUAUCUUCGCCAUUAACCUGGGUAUCACCAUGAUGGGAUACGUCUACUGGGGUCAGACCAUCAACGGUCCCGGUAAGCCCCCCACCUCCACUGCCACUCUGCUCAAGGUGUCCACCUCAGUUGGUACCGUCAUUGGACAGUUUGGUUUCGGUAUUCUUGCCGAUAUCGUUGGCCGAAAGCGAAUCUACGGCUCCGAGCUCAUGCUCAUGAUUGGAGCCACCAUCUCCCAGUGUAUGGCCGGCCAUUCCGAGGCUAUCAACUUUGUUGCCGUUCUUACCUUCUGGCGAAUUGUCAUGGGUAUCGGUAUCGGAGGUGACUACCCUCUGUCUUCCAUUAUCACUUCCGAGUUCGCCACCACCCGAUGGCGAGGUGCCAUGAUGGCUGCUGUCUUCGCCAACCAGGGCUGGGGUCAGCUCAUGGGUGCCAUCGUCUCCAUUGUUUGCAUGGCUGGUUUCAAGAACCAGCUCGAGCCCUCUCACAGCGCCAAGGACUGUGGCAAGGUCUGUCGACAGGCCCUGGACAUGUCCUGGCGAAUUCUGGUCGGAUGGGGUUGUGUCCCUGCCAUGGCCGCUCUCUACUUCCGACUGACCAUUCCCGAGACCCCCCGAUACACCUUUGAUGUGUCUCGAGACAUUGAAAAGGCCCAGAAGGACAUUGAAAAGUACACCAACGGUGACACCAGCGGCGAUAACUCCGACAAGAACGAUGAGAUUGAGGCUCUGCGAGCCAAGGCCGAGGCCCUGGCCACCCAGCAGGCUUCUUACGCUCCCCCCAAGGCUUCCUUCAAGGAUUUCUGCCGACAUUUCGGACAGUGGAAGCACGGAAAGAUUCUCAUUGGUACCGCCGGCUCGUGGUUCUUCCUGGAUAUUGCCUUCUACGGUCUUGGUCUGAACAACUCCCAGAUUCUUAAGGCUAUCCAUUUCGAUAAGGGAGACAACCUGUACUCUACUCUGAUGAAGAACUCCAUCGGUAACCUGAUUCUUGUCUGUGCCGGAGCCAUUCCCGGAUACUGGAUUUCUGUGGUCACCAUCGAUACCAUUGGCCGAAAGCCCAUUCAGAUUGGAGGUUUCCUCAUUCUGGUUGCUCUCUUCUGUAUUAUCGGUUUCGGAUACUACAAGAUCCACGAUGGAGGUCUGCUUGCAUGCUACAUUCUGUGUCAGCUCUUUGAAAACUUUGGCCCCAACACCACCACCUUCAUUGUUCCCGGAGAGGUGUUCCCCACCCGAUACCGAUCUUCGGCCCACGGUAUCUCUGCCGCUGCUGGUAAGAUCGGAGCUAUUAUCGCCCAGGUCGUUAUUGGUACUCUGAUUGACCACAACUGUGCUCGAGACGGUAAGCCCGCCGGAUGUUGGCUUAACCACGUCAUGGAGAUUUUCGCCCUCUUCAUGCUCUGUGGAUUCUUCGUCUCCUUCCUCAUUCCCGAGACCAAGCGAAAGACCCUCGAACAGCUGUCCGAGGAGCUGCAUGGUGAGAUCCAGUGGCGACCCCCCCACGAGAUGGAGCACUCUUCUCAUGACUUCAAUGAGGAGGAGAAGUCGGUCUAA